Trematomus bernacchii (emerald rockcod) is the source of this 1126-nucleotide messenger RNA. RefSeq names its product cysteine and glycine-rich protein 3 (cardiac LIM protein) (gene csrp3). NCBI's taxonomy places the organism in Eukaryota, Metazoa, Chordata, Actinopteri, Perciformes, Nototheniidae. The record is from RefSeq and is a predicted model, not a curated record. Gene Ontology annotation, molecular function: actinin binding; structural constituent of muscle. Gene Ontology annotation, biological process: muscle tissue development; cardiac muscle contraction; sarcomere organization. The transcript is spliced from 6 exons. The coding region runs from base 29 to 598 and encodes 189 amino acids. Gene Ontology annotation, cellular component: Z disc; cytoplasm; nucleus.
CACUGAAGCACACAGGCCGUGAUUCAAGAUGCCAAACUUGGGAGGUGGAGCUAAGUGUGCGGCGUGUGAGAAGACAGUGUACCAUGCAGAGGAGGUCCAGUGUAACGGCCGGAGCUUCCAUAAGACCUGCUUCAUCUGCAUGGGCUGCAGAAAAGGGCUGGACAGCACCACGGUUGCAGCACAUGAGUCUGAGAUUUACUGCAAGUCCUGCUAUGGCAAGAAAUAUGGGCCAAAAGGCUAUGGAUACGGGCAGGGAGCUGGAGCUCUGAGCUCAGACCCUCCUCGAUAUGCCGGCCUGCAGCCUCAAGAGUCUAAACCACGACCAGCUUCUUCAAAUUCUAGUGAGAAUAAAUCCUCCCAGAAGUUUGGAUGUUCAGACCGCUGCCCUCGCUGCUCGAAAGCCGUCUACGCAGCAGAGAAGGUGAUGGGAGCAGGGAAGCCCUGGCAUAAAACCUGUUUCCGCUGCGCUCUGUGUGCUAAAAGUCUGGAUUCGACCACAGUGACAGACAAGGAGGGAGAGCUGUACUGUAAAGUUUGUUACGCCAAAAACUUCGGCCCUAAAGGAUUUGGACUGGGGAACGCCGCCAUGUUGUAUUAAGAGCAGUGAACCAUUCUGGUGUAAAGUUCACAUCACUGUCACACGGCAGCUGUUUCAAUGAAGCCAUACACUGGAUGUUUGUAAUACAUGAUUGAAGCACCAGGGCGGGUCAAAUAACAGCUGAAUCGAGGCAUAUUUAAGGUCACUAUUAGAGAUUAACUAAUAAUACUUAUGUUCAUUGUGAGUACACAAUAAAAUGAUUUUGUUACCCUAAAAUGUAUCCUGAAUUGAUUUAUUCUUUAUUAAAGUGAAGAAAGAAUUGAAAUACAGUCUGUGGUCCAUGUGUACCUCACACGCAGAAAAGAAUAGGAACCACUCAUAAUUAAAAAUAAUUAGAUAAUCCUUUUGUUUGUAAAAUAACUUAUUAUAGUUUUGAUGAUUACAACUUGCCCAACCCUGCCUAUUAGUCAAUGAAAUGAUUUCCUUACCGCUGAGAAGACAAUUAGCAGUGACUCAUUUUGUUAAAGUUAAUUAUUUAUCAAAUUGUUUUUGCAUUCAUAAAUAAUUCUUUGCCAUAAUUAAUUACAU